Messenger RNA from Amaranthus tricolor (Joseph's coat), 1854 nucleotides. RefSeq names its product mitochondrial uncoupling protein 5. The transcript has a single exon. Gene Ontology annotation, molecular function: oxaloacetate transmembrane transporter activity; succinate transmembrane transporter activity; malate transmembrane transporter activity. The coding region runs from base 482 to 1423 and encodes 313 amino acids. The record is from RefSeq and is a predicted model, not a curated record. Lineage: Eukaryota; Viridiplantae; Streptophyta; Magnoliopsida; Caryophyllales; Amaranthaceae. Gene Ontology annotation, biological process: oxaloacetate transport; thiosulfate transport; mitochondrial transport. Gene Ontology annotation, cellular component: mitochondrial membrane.
AUAGUAAAAAAAUUAUAGUCCACCAAAAUACAACUCAACCACGCGUUAAAUAUUAGGGAGUACCAAAAAUCAAGGAAUAAUAACUCGCCCCGGCCCACCCGAUUCUUUGCGUUGAACCCACCUUUCCACUUUCCCAUCCGCUUUCCGCCAUUUUUAUUCUACAGCUUCGCCUCACCCUAUAAAUACUCCCUUCCACCCACAAUCCUAAAUUCAUCUCCAUUGAUGUCUUCAACGUAUUACACCUUUUCCUGAUUCCCAGUGAGAUGUCCUCUUCCUCAAAGAUCUCACGUUCCUCACUUGUCUUCUAUUGCUUUUGGUCUUCAUUCUCAUUUCCUGAUUCCCAGUGAGAUGUUCUCUUCCUCUAAUUGGUCUCAGUAAUCUAAUCAUUCCCCUCUUUUGAUUUUGAAUAUAUCUAGUUAUAACUAUACAAUUUUGUUUUUGAUUUUUGAAAAUCUUUUUGUGUUAAUAAGUGUCAAAAAAAAUGGGUGUUAAGGGAUUUGUUGAGGGUGGAAUUGCUUCCAUUGUUGCGGGUAGUACUACUCAUCCUUUGGAUCUUAUUAAGGUCCGAAUGCAACUCCAAGGUGAAUCCGCACCCGUGGCUGGAUCCCUCCGUCCAUCUCUUGCUACUCACCCAUCUGGGACUCACACGAUUUCUCUGCCCCCUCCUCGCGUCGGAAUCAUCGGUGUUGGGACGCGGAUCAUCAAACAAGAAGGAAUCCCAGCGUUGUUUUCCGGUGUUUCCGCAACCGUUCUCCGUCAAUGUCUCUAUUCAACAACCAGAAUGGGUCUAUACGAUAUUAUGAAAACCAAGUGGACCGACCCGAAUUCUGGUUCCCUUCCAUUGGGCCGAAAAAUAUCCGCGGGUUUAAUCGCUGGAGCAAUCGGAGCAGCUGUCGGAAACCCAGCUGACGUGGCAAUGGUUCGUAUGCAGGCAGAUGGAAGACUCCCAAUCAGCGAACGACGAAACUACAAAAGCGUAUUGGAUGCAAUUCAAAGAAUGGUUAAAGACGAAGGAAUUACUUCUCUGUGGCGCGGGUCUAGUCUUACCGUGAACCGCGCCAUGUUAGUGACAGCAUCACAGUUAGCAUCAUAUGAUCAAUUCAAGGAGAUGAUACUAAAUAAUGGCGUGAUGAAAGACGGGUUAGGAACCCAUGUAACGGCUAGUUUUGCGGCGGGAUUUGUGGCGGCGGUUGUUUCAAACCCAGUUGAUGUGAUUAAAACAAGGGUGAUGAACAUGAAAGUUGGAAGUGGCGAAACGCCGCCGUAUAAAGGGGCCAUUGAUUGUGCAUUAAAGACCGUUAAAGCUGAAGGGCCAAUGGCUUUAUACAAAGGAUUUAUUCCUACAAUUUCAAGGCAAGGUCCAUUUACUGUGGUGCUUUUUGUAACAUUGGAACAAGUCAGAAAAGUUUUAAAAGAUUUUUAAUUUUUAUUUAUAAAAAAUUUUAAAAGUAUGAUGAUGAAGAAAAAUACUUCCUUCCUUCUAUUUUUUAGUAGCACCCAAGUCCAUUUUGGCACUUUUUUUUUCAUAUUGCGGCUAGUAUACGAGAAAAAAAUAUUUAUGUGGGAUUUUGUUUUAUUCGUUUUAAUCAUUUCGACGUAUAUUUUCAUAAUACCAAAUUUUUAUAAUUUUUAGCUGUGUAUAACUCAAAAUAAAGUCAAUUGAAAAAAUUAUAAAAAUAUAUUUUGGUGCAACUAAAAAAACGAGGAAGUAGUAUUUUCCAUUAAUGGAUUAUUUUUGAUGGGGUUAAGAAUUGUAACACAGCUGUCGUAUGUUGGGUGGAUUAUAUCGUAGCGCGUGCAUGUAAUUUUGUGUCAUUCUUGACAUGUUUUGUAUUGGAGUUGAUUUUGUUGGAA